UGCCGUGGUGCAGGGGUAUCUCUAAUCAUAUUCAGCAUGUUUUGCACAAGAAAUGUCAGCCAGAAAGGAAUAUCUGCUCUCUUCGCCAAAUUAUUCCACAACAAUGUCAUGUUCGGAGAGCACGGCAUCGAACUCUUUCCUGGUGGACUCCCUGAUCAGCGGAGGCAGAGGAGAGGCUGGAGUCUACUACCAGGGCAGUGGAGUCUACUUGCCCCAGGCAUCCGAUGUGUCGUACGGGCUGCAGAGCUGUGGACUUUUCCCAGUGCUGAGCAAACGCAAUGAGGGUAACACAGCAGCCCCCACAUCUCAGAGCUAUGCUCCAGGGAUGGAGGUCUGGCUGGAUGCCCCCAGAUCCUGCCGGAUGGUGGAGCCAUCUGAGAGCCCAGCAGCUACCUCCUGCUCCUUCACACAGAAUAUUAAGGAGGAGAACUCAUAUUGCCUCUAUGACUCGGACAAAUGCCCUAAGGCUGCAGCUGCCACUGACCUGUCCACUUUCCCCAGGGUUAGUGCUGAGGCUAGCCCUGGCCACGGUGCCAGUUCUGUCCCAGUGCCAGGUUAUUUCCGCCUCUCCCAGGCGUAUGGCUCAUCCAAGGGCUAUGGUGCUGCUGCGGCUGCUGGGCAGAUUGCUGCUUCCCAGUUUGCGCCUCUGCCCCAGGCUCGCUUUGACCAGUCCCUGCCUGUGCCCCCCAUGCCUGCAGAGAGUGCCAGGAAGGACAGCGAGGGCCAUUUGCCCAGUGCAGCCCAGCAGAGAACAGAGGAGGAGGCGCUGCACACAUCUUCAUCUGGGGCUGAAGACUCUUCUCCGGCUCCCUCUGACAGCAGCAAGCAUUCCCCGGAGAAAGACACCGGAGGAACCUCGAAAUCUGAAAAUACUGCAAAUUGGCUAACAGCUAAGAGUGGCAGGAAGAAACGCUGCCCAUAUACCAAGCACCAGACUCUAGAACUGGAAAAGGAGUUUCUGUUCAACAUGUACCUGACUCGCGAGCGGCGCCUAGAGAUCAGCCGCAGUGUCCACCUCUCAGACAGACAAGUGAAAAUCUGGUUUCAGAACCGCAGAAUGAAACUCAAGAAGAUGAACCGAGAGAAUAGGAUCCGUGAGCUCACAGCCAAUUUCAAUUUCUCCUGAUGACCCUGCACACCUUCUAUUGUAUCACAAAGCCAGUACUCUUCCACAGUGGUUUCAUUUUGUCUCACCUUAAUGGAUUGCCAAUUCUGUACAUUUCCAAUAUGCCCUUUAUCGCACCCAGCUUCUUUGUUAAUCUGGGUUUAAAGCCAUAAUUGCACACGUCGUUAAGAGCUUUUUAUUAUUAUUAUUAUUAAUAUUAUUAUUAUUAAAAUAAUUAUUUUUAUUUUUUUUUCUAUUUGUUUUAUAGAUUAAAAUAUUUUUUAUGAAAAGCAGUCUCAGUGUUAGUCCUCAUAGAAAGAGCAGGUAUAAUUUGUAUAUUUUAAACCCUACUGCCCUCUGUUUUGCUACAUAUGCCAUGGCAUCUUUGUGUUUUUAUGCAGCAACUGACAAGGUUUUAUUUUGCGUCUUAAGGCACGGAUGGGGCAACAGAAAAUACCAAAUCUAAACAUUGUAUUGGGUCGAAUUAAAUGGUCCUCAUUUCUCCAGGAAAAAAAUAAGAACUGUUAUUCUGCAGUGAGGUAAUAAACAUGCACAGGACUCACGCUCUACCAUUCGCUGGAUUUAGACAAAUCCUUGUAUGUAUGUAUGUAUGUCUGUGUAUAUUUAGGAGGAUUACAAAUGGUUACUUUUGGUAACACCAGAAAAGCACACCCUAGAUGGACCUUUUUACUUGUGUUGUUUAAAUGUACUCAGUCAUUGUUUAGUUCUUAUUCAUAUUUGUUAACGCAGAAGCUGACAUACAUUAAGAGGGGAAGUAACCGCCUUCCUUCAAAAUACUGUGAAUUUACAUGCUUUAAUUUACAAAAAUAUAAGAGCAGAUUAAAAAAUGAACUUUAUAUAUGCAAAUAUGUGUAAAUGUUUAUUAUUAAAAAAAUAGGCCAAUGUUUCUUAGGCGAUUGCUUUGUACGUUAAUAUCAAUGUACAGUCAGUCCAUGGAUACCAUAACCCACAUAACUUAAUAUUGUUAUGCUGCUGUAUGUGAACAGGCCAUGUUUAUGUUCAAUGAAGAAUCAAAUAAAACACAA
Molecule: messenger RNA, 2151 nt
Organism: Pseudophryne corroboree (corroboree frog)
Lineage: Eukaryota; Metazoa; Chordata; Amphibia; Anura; Myobatrachidae
Gene: HOXA10
Product: homeobox A10
Exons: 2
Coding region: 53-1126 (357 amino acids)
Biological process (GO): regulation of transcription by RNA polymerase II
Cellular component (GO): nucleus
Molecular function (GO): RNA polymerase II cis-regulatory region sequence-specific DNA binding; DNA-binding transcription factor activity, RNA polymerase II-specific
Source: RefSeq, a predicted model, not a curated record